CCCCCAGCGCGGUCCCGUGCCGAAAGCACCCAGGGCAGAGCUCCCCGGGGAGGGAGGGACAGCGGAGCCGUCAAGCUGAUAGUCGAAAAGACGACUGACUACCCUUCGGCUGAGUACUCCCUGGUGGAGGAUGUAGCCCUCCACUUCACGUGUUUGAUGGACAGACUGAACGAGCAGCGCCUCUUUCAGCCGGACCUGUGCGACGUGGACAUCGUGCUGGUGCAGCACAAGAGCAUCUUCCCGGCGCACAAGGGGGUCCUGGCAGCCUACAGCCAGUUCUUCCACUCCCUCUUCACCCAGAACAAGCAGCUGCAGCGCGUGGAGCUCUCUCUGGAGGCCCUCACCUCGCAGGGCCUCCAGCAGAUCCUCAACUUCAUCUACACCUCCAAGCUGCUCGUCAACUCCUGCAAUGUGCAGGACGUGCUGAACGCGGCCGCCGUGCUGCAGAUGAACAACAUCGCGUCCUCCUGCCAGGACCUGCUGGACACGCGCUCGCUCAGCCUGGCCACUGACAUGGCCCUGCCCGCCGAGGGCUGCGCCGGACCCCCRCCCUACUACUGCGAGAUCAAGCAGGAGGUGGACGCCCCCCACCCCAAAAUCUACGCCCGGGAGGGCAACGACCCCUUCUCGGUGCGGGUGGAGGACGGGACGGGCAGCGGGACGCUCCCACCAGGCCCAGCCAAGCAGUACUACAAGGAGGAGAAGGAUGGUGGCGCCGGCGCCGUGUGUAAGAUGGAGGGCGAGGAGUCUGAGGAGGACCUGGACAGCCAGGGCUCCUACAACCGGGAGCAGAUCAUCGUGGAGGUGAACCUCAACAACCAGACCCUCAACGUCUCCAAGGGCACGGAGGGCAAGGCGGCCACCAGCGAGACGGCCGUGAUGGGGCGGCCGGACGGGGAUGGGCGUGACACGGAGGAGGAUGGGGAGGAGGAGAAUGAGGAAGGGGAGGAGGAGGAGGAAGAGGAAGAGGAUGCRGAGGUGGGGGAGGAGGAGGAGGAGGAGCRCAGCGAGGAGGAAGACCURGAGGAGACGACGGAAGAAGAGGACGACGACGAUGACGAUGAAGAUGCCUCGGAGAUGAAAAGGGAGAAGAGCGGGCAGCCCCGCAGGGGCAGCAGGGCAUCCAAAGCCACCAAACCCUCCAUGGCAACCAGGUCCCAGGAGAUGGCCAAGGUGGAAGAGGAGGAGGAGGAGGAAGAAGAAGGCCAGAGGGGAAGGAAGAGAAAGAAGGAACAAGAUGGCUUGGGCCAGAAGGUGAAGCUGGAGGAGAAGCAGCAYUAUCCAUGCAAGAAGUGUCCCCGGAUCUUCAACAACCGCUGGUACCUGGAGAAGCACAUGAACGUCACGCACAGYCGSAUGCAGAUCUGYGACAAGUGCGGGAAGCGCUUCCUGCUGGAGAGCGAGCUCCUGCUGCACCACCAGACYGACUGCGAGAAGAACAUCCAGUGUGUGACGUGUGGGAAGGGCUUCAAGAAGCUCUGGUCUCUCCACGAGCACAACAAGAUCGUCCACGGCUACGCAGAGAAGAAGUUCUCCUGCGAGAUCUGCGAGAAGAAGUUCUACACCAUGGCCCACGUGCGCAAACACAUGGUUGCACACACCAAGGACAUGCCCUUCACCUGUGAGACCUGCGGCAAGUCCUUCAAGCGCAGCAUGUCCCUCAAGGUCCACUCGCUCCAGCACUCCGGGGAAAAGCCUUUCAAGUGUGAGAACUGCAACGAGCGCUUCCAGUACAAGUACCAGCUGCGUUCACACAUGAGCAUCCACAUUGGCCACAAGCAGUUCAUGUGCCAGUGGUGUGGCAAGGACUUCAACAUGAARCAGUACUUUGACGAGCACAUGAAGACGCACACRGGCGAGAAGCCCUACAUCUGUGAGAUCUGUGGCAAGAGCUUCACCAGCCGCCCCAACAUGAAGCGGCACCGCCGGACCCACACCGGGGAGAAGCCCUACCCCUGCGACGUCUGCGGCCAGCGCUUCCGCUUCUCCAACAUGCUCAAAGCCCACAAGGAGAAAUGUUUCCGCGUCAGCAACCCCCUGGCUUCGGACACGGCCGUCCCCCAGCCCGCCACCAGCCCGGCUCCGCUGCCCCCUGGCCCUGGCGUGUCCCCCCUGCCCCUGCCGCUGCUCCAUCCCCUGCCACAGACCCUCCCUCCUCCUCCUCACCUACCACCACCCCCUCCCCUGUUUCCCGCGGGGAGGAUAAAUUCAAACAACAAUUAGGUGCCCCCCACCCCAGCCGCGCGCCUGCACGGACUGCUCUGCCCUUCGGGAACGCCUUGCCCCCGGGGAGCCAAGGCUUCGCUUGCUCUCUACCCCUUUCUUCCUCCUUUUGGGGUUGUUUUGGGUUUUUAUUUCUUUUUUCUCACCUGUCAUUCUCCGCAGAGAGGGGGAGCAGAAGGAAUCCCCCCCAGGAGCGUGGGUGUUGGGGGGAACCGCUGUCCGUCCGUCAGGGUGUAGCUAAAAGGUGUCACUCUCCGUUUCAUCUUCCCACAUGCUGGCUUCAUCCUCCUGCUGGGACACUGGUGGGGCUGGGAGGAGCAGGAUAUCCGGGCUUGACCUUGCUGGCCGGUGCAUUGAUAUUUCUAAGCCAGAUCCUAGUUAGUGGUGCUUGAAUCCCUGUACUGUAAAGCUGGUCUUUCAAUUCAGGCUCCUCACCCAGGGCGUUGGCAGGUGGGCACCAUGGAGGAGCCCAAGGUGCCAGCCCCCAUGGGCAGAUGUCCCUGUUGGAAAGCCAUUAGCACGCUCUCGUUAGCAGCCCUCRGCACGUCUUCCUUCCCCACUACAGGUUUUCCUCCUCCACAGGCAAAAGCACAAACACCCACACUGCCUCUCGGGGCAUCUGCAGCUCGCUGUUGUUCAGUUUCGGGGUGUCUUAAGGGARAUGGGCUCUGGUGUGCCCUUUCUGCUAAUCCCAGCAGGAGCUGGGCUCCUGGGGAUGCUCUGGAGUCGAGGAGCUGUUCCUGGGGGAGCUCAGGUAGCUUUGGGACUGGCAGGAGGGUAGCCUGGGACAGAGGAGCAGGACGCUUCUGUUUCUCAGCAGAAUCGGCCCAGAAUAGUGCCUUAACAAUCCGAAUAAACCCCUGAGUGAUGGGUGAGCCCCAGCCCAGUCCCACYGCAAGGUUCAGAGGCAAAGCCAGACCGUGUUCAGCCUGGUGAAGAUGUUCCAGUUUCUGGUUUGUUGCUCUCCCAMGCUUCACCUCU
Molecule: messenger RNA, 3204 nt
Organism: Malurus melanocephalus (red-backed fairy wren)
Lineage: Eukaryota; Metazoa; Chordata; Aves; Passeriformes; Maluridae
Gene: ZBTB47
Product: zinc finger and BTB domain containing 47
Exons: 6
Coding region: 157-2223 (688 amino acids)
Biological process (GO): regulation of transcription by RNA polymerase II
Cellular component (GO): nucleus
Molecular function (GO): DNA-binding transcription factor activity, RNA polymerase II-specific; protein binding; RNA polymerase II cis-regulatory region sequence-specific DNA binding
Source: RefSeq, a predicted model, not a curated record